Molecule: messenger RNA, 8536 nt
Organism: Chlamydomonas reinhardtii
Lineage: Eukaryota; Viridiplantae; Chlorophyta; Chlorophyceae; Chlamydomonadales; Chlamydomonadaceae
Exons: 15
Coding region: 589-7014 (2141 amino acids)
Source: RefSeq, a predicted model, not a curated record
GGCCUUGCCAUACACAAGAUAACUAAAUUGUGGGGGCGGCAGCUGUAUACGAGGUCGCACGCGACUUCUCAAUAGGGGCGACACCCCGUAAAACCUCCGACGCUCGCGACUACUAGUAUUACAUUUGGCCUCACAAAGCUGUCACACUCCUCGCAUUAUGUAUCCUCAAGUGACAUAACAACGCGAACAACGCGAGCAAAACCUGCUCACAGCGCUGCGUGCACGCCUCACCUGGAUUAUUUCAAUACUCACAUAUAAUACGCAUUACGCGCGCACAGUACUCAUGUUUUUGUUUAGGAGUUCCUGUCUCUAGCAGGGUCGAUUCGCCUUACCUUAGCAAAGGCUGAUGCGCGCUGCGAGCGUCGCAAGGCUAGGAAAGGCGUGAGGUGAUACUUCUACGCUAAGGCCCAGCACUAGCGGCUAUAGCUCCCAGUUCAGGACCAUUGGUAGCGUCAUCAAGGUUCUGCGGGACUUGGCGGCUGUGACCCAGAUGCGGAGAGCUGGGCCUACGUGCUGGUAGCUAGCCCCAGCCCAUCGCAGACGCCCCGACAGCGCCGCCUUUGGCCGCAAUCGGCAGCACUGGCGCAAAUGCGCUCAGCAGUUGGGCGGCUGCCACCGCUACGACCGCAACCGCGCGCGGCACACUUUAAUGCGCCACUGCGGUCACUGACGCGGGCGCUGCUACUGAUCAUCAUCAUUACAUGCGGCUCGCCGCUGCUACUGCCAGCGCAGCUGGCGGCGGCGCAGCCGCCGCUGCUUACACCUGCCCUGCAGCAGGGUGGCAAUGCUGGCACUGGGACACCACCUAGCGCUGUAGCACCCAGGCCUCCAGAGCAUUUGACGCAUCUAGAACCAUCACCACCAACACCAACAUCUUCGCCGCCGGCGGCAUCGCCGCCGCAACCGCCACCGCGGGUAGAUUCAUCGCAGAGCUAUGUCGGCAACAGCACUGGACCCAGCAGUAGCAAUACUAGCAGCAGCCCCGGUGUUUCUAAUAGCAGCAAUGUCACAGCUUUGCCGCCGCCGCCACAGCACCUGCCGCCGCAGCUUUUAGCUGCCAGCACGCCGCCAACGCGGCCGCAGCCAAACCCUGUACAAGCGCAGGCAUCACCACCACCUCUAGCCUCCCCUCACUCACCAUCACCCCCGCCCUCGAUACAGCCACCGCAGCUGCAGCCGCAGCCGCCACCUCUUGCGGCGCCGCCGCCGCUGUCAUCGCCGGUGCCUGUGGCGGCGGAGCCGGCGGCGGCAGAACCGCCGUCACCAGCGCUGUCCCAGCCUCCACGCCCCUCUCCAGCGUUUCUGGUUGCAGCGCCGCCCCCCAGCACAGGGGGAGGUGGUGGCUUACCUCUGCCGCUGCUGCAGGAGCCGCGGUCCCCGCCGCGGCCGCCGCGGCCGCCGCCACCCCCGCCAGAGGGGACGGAAGAGCCAACGGGACCGCCGAUGCUGCCGCUGCCGCGGGCCGAGCCGCCGCCGCAUCCGCCCCAACCGCAUCCCCAGCCAAUGCCACCAAGGCCGGAGCCCCCAUCCCCGCACCCGUCACCAACGCCGGAGCCCCCAUCACCGCACCCGCCACCAACGCCGGAGCCCCCAUUCCCGCACCCGCCACCAACACCGGAGGCCCCAUUCCCGCACCCGCCACCACAGCCGGAGCCCCCAUUCCCGCACCCGCCACCACAGCCGGAGCCGCCGCGGCCGCCGCAGUCACCACAGCCGGAGCCGCCGCGGCCACUGCCUGCGAGUGCGCCGCCGUCUCCACGCCCGCCCACAGCACCCUCCCCGCCAGUGCCGCCCGCCCCGACGCCACCGAUGGAGCCGCCCUCGCAGCCGCUGCCGCCGCUGACCCCGGACCCACCCGGCUCGCCUGCGCCGCCACCGCCGCUAGCGCCGCCCUCCCCCGAGCGCAGGCGACCGGUGCGCUCACCGCCCGCGCAGCCGCCCUUCCCGCCGCUGCCAAGCCCGCCCAUGGACGCCACGUCGCCCCAGUGCGCGCUGGUGCCGGAUGCGGAGGGCGGGGGCGGCGGCGCGCUGUCCAUGCUUCUGUCGGGCGGCGUGUUCCCCAGCGGCUUCAGGUUCGCUGUGGGCGGUAUUGCUGCCCUGCUGGGCAACAGCAGUAGCAGCGGCAGCGGUGGCGGCACCAGCGGCAGUAGCAGCACCGGCGAGCCUGGCAUGGCGGACUGCGGCUGUAGCGGCUCGCCGUACAGUGCCCUGCUGGGGGCGGACGUGACGGUUGCUGACACUACGUACUACGCCUUCCGGCUGGAGGCCCGGCCGUACGGCGACACUGGCAGUACGCCGUAUGGAACGGGCAGUACGGCGCCGCCGGCCUGGCGGCUGCCGUUGCAGGCUGUGGUGGUGGCGAUGGACCCCACACGUGCGACCUCGUGCUACGGAGUGGCGGACAGUGACCUCGUGCAGCCGACGUCGGGGGGUGCGGGCGGCUCCUUGGGCCGGCCCUUCCCCAGCGGCGCCUGGUUCCUACCCGCGGGGGCAGACACGCCCUGGCGGGGGGCAGGAGCCGGCGGCGGCGGCGGCGGCGGCGGCGUAUGGCCGGGCAUUCCGCUUCAGGCCUUCAUCGGUGUGAGCGCCAUGGGCAGUCGCGCCAUAGAGCUCACACUCAACCUCACCGACCUGCGAGCCCAGCUGGCCACUCUGCGCCCGCCGCCGCCGGCACCGCGGCCGCCGCCGCCCGCGCAGCCGCCGCCCGCGCCCCGGCCCUCGCCGCCGCCGCCCGCCGCCAGCCCCACAAUCCCCAUGGCGCCUCCCGAUGCGCCGGUAGGCCAGGAGCCACCGCUGGCAGGCGAAGAGCCGCCGGAGCUGCAGAUGCCGCCGCCACCGCUGCCGCCGCCGCGGCCACGGCCACCGGCGCCGUCGCCAGCUGGCAGCGGAACGAACCCUGACCAGUACUGGAUGGGGGGUGGCCGCCGCCGGCUGCAGCAGCAGGCGGCAGUUAGCCCCGACACCGUUGACAGUGGCAGCUUCGACGGCAGUAGCAGCUUUGGCGGCGGUAGCUGGCAGCAGCAGGCGCGGCGGCGGCUGGGGCGGGCACUACACCAGCAGCAGCAGGAUGCGGGAUCCGGCCGCGAUGCUGCCACCGACACCGUGCCACCUAGUCCCUCGAGCAACCUCGCUGACCCCAUCACAGCUGGCACAUUCCUCCUGGGCCGCUGCGGCGUGCUGCCCAUGCGGCGCCUGUGCCGCGCACGUGCACCCGACGGCUCCAACACGUGCCUCUUUGCCUUUGUGAUGGACCCCGGCCCGGCCUCAGGAGGCGGCGACGGCGGCGGCGGUGAUGAUGGGCAGGCCCCCGCCGCGCCGCCGGCGGAGCCGCCGCCGGCCUCGCCAGUAGCUCCGCUGUCGCCGACACCAUCGCCAUCACCACCAUCACCAUCACCGCCGCCGCCUCGCCCGCCGGUUCCCAGCCCCGCUCCGGCACCGCCGCCGCCGCGCCCGCCUUCGCCCUCGCCCUCGCCGCCUCACCUGCCGCCAACCCCGUCGCCCGGCCCCCCGUCUCCAACACCGCCGUUUCCUGCCCCACCGGCCCCUGCCCCACCGGCGCCUCACCCACCAGCCCCCGCCCCUCCACUGCCUGCUCCUCCCUCCCCGGCGCCGCCAUACCCACCCGCACCUUCACCCGCGCCCCAGCCCCUUCCCAUCUCGUCGCCACCUACCCCUGUGGUGGCGCCGCCUCCCGCACCGCCACCGGCACCGGCACCGGCACCGCCCACCCCAGCAGCCGGCACCACACCACCGCCGACAGCCGACCCGCCGCCGCUGGUGUAUGCUCCACCUCCACCCACCGGCAGCCCCAGCCCCAGCCCCAGCGCCAUUCCCAGCCCUACGCCGGUGCCGGCACCGGCGCCGGCGCCCCCGCCCGCUCCAGCCAGCCCCCGGCCGCCUGUGCCGCUGCCAGCGCCGGCGCCGCUGCCGGCGCCGCUGUCGCUGCCACCCGGACAGCUGCCGCCACCUGCCGCACCGCCGCCUGCGCCCAUAACCACCACCAACAACAACACGACCAGCCCGGCUUCCAGCGCCUCUCCGCCUCUCCCUGCGCCGGCCGUGCACCCGCCGCCAGUCACCAGCCUCAACCCGCCUCCAUCGCCCACCACGGCCUCCUCACCUCCGCCGCUGCCUGCCCCUUCCCCGGCACCCCUCUCCUCGCUGCCACCAAGGCCACCGCAGCCCGGUCCGCCGCAGCCCGCCCAGCAGGCGCAUUCGCCAUCGCCACCGCCCUCACCCGGCCUUGCACCACCACCCCAGCCCGCGCCUUCCUCCAUCCCCACACUUUCUCCGCCUGCUGCCGCUGCGCCACCGCAUCCAUCGCCACCUGCGCCACAGCCUCCGCCCGCGAUCGCACAGCCCCAGCCCGUGCCCGCGGCGCCCUCACCGCCGCCACCUGGACCGCCGGCGUCACCGCCAUCUGCCCAGUCGCCGCCGCCGGCACCGCACCUGCCGCCGCCGCCGCCGGUGCCCUCUCCACCGCUGCCCUCUCCCCCGCCACAGCUGGUGCCGCCGCCGCUGCCGCGACCCCUUGCCAGCGCGCCGCCGCCACUCGCCGCCACUCGCCGCCUGCUGCAGAUCGCAGGCAGCCCCGCCAUCACCAGCAUCAACACCAGCAGCACCACCAGCAGUGGCACUCCGCCGACGGGCAGCAACGCAACCCAGGCCACUUCCCCUCCAUCUCCCUCGCCUUCUUCCUCUCCCUCUCCCUCGGCCGUCGUGUUCGACACAGACGGUCAGCCCAACCCACCCCCACGGCCUCCUCGGCCGCCCCGCCCGCCACCGCCCGAAGCAGAUGAGGACCCACCCAGCUCGGCCCUGCCCCCAGGCCCUGGACCCGGCUCAUCCCCACCUCAAGCGACCGGUCCACCACCGCCGCUGCCCAACCCGCGGCCGCCAUUGCCCCAGCCGAUCACGUCACCGGCGCCGGCGCCGGCUGGGCAACAGCCCUUUCCUCCAUCGCCGCCGCUACCGGCGCCGCCUGCUUUGCUGCCGCCGCCUCCGCUACCCUCACCCAUGGCGCAGCUGCAGCCGCCGUCGCCGCAGCUGCAGCCGCCGUCGCCGCCAUCCAGUGCUCCUCCACAUCCCGCGCCACCCUCUCCAGCCCCCGCGCCAGCCCCCCUGCCUGCUGCAGCGCCGCCCCCACCUCCCCAGCCCCAACCCCCGGCUUCACCACGCCCUCCACCGGCACCAGUCCUUACGCCCUCGGCCUCUCCCUCGCCGUCGAAUGCUUCGUCACCAUCACCGCCACCGGCGCUGGCACCUAUGCCCUCCCCUGCUCCCCCUAGUCCCCGUCCUGAUGGCCCCAUCAGCACCCAGCAGCCGCCCUCGGCCCAGCCGCCCAGCAGCGCCCCCGGCAGUGGCAACACAACCGCCACCACGCCUCCUCCCCAGCCGUCAGCGCUUGCACCCAAGCCGCCAGUGCCGCCGCCACAGACGCCCCCGCACCCUCCCUCAACGCCACCGCCCACGGCGCAUCCCCCACCUGCCGCCACCAACACCACCAACACCACCAGCACCAGUGCUGUCCCACCGCCGGCUACUGUCAACUCACCACAGCCCAGCCCGUUGCCACCAUCCAAACCAACGCCUCCUACCCCGCAGCCGCAGCCGGCACCGCCGCAGCCGCAGCUGCAGCCGGCACCACCGCGGCCGCAGCCGCAGUCGCAGGAACACCCGGCGGGGUCGCCGCCACUGCCUCCCGCGGGACCGGGACAGCUGCUGCACCAGCCGCCGCCCCUGCCCGUGUCCAUGCCGCCCCCUUACCCCGCGCCUGCCCCCGCCAGCGCCCCCGCUCCUCCUCCUGCCCCGGCCUCUGGGCCCAGCUACGCCUUCCCGCCUCAGCCUCAGCCGUAUCCCCGGUCGCAGCCUCAGCCUCAGCCUCAGCCGCAGAGCGUGUCGUACCCGCCGUCCCAACAGCCCGGCAGCCGGCCCCCCGUCAUGGCAUACCCCCCCUCGCCAGCCAGCUCCCCGGCAUACCCACCCCCCGCGCCGCCCUCGCCGCGCCCCGGCCCUCCAAGCCCCGCUCCCACGCCCCCACCGCCCUCCCCAUCUCCGCCCCGGCCGCCCCCGCCGCCGCCACCCUCCCCCGCGCCACCGCCUGUGCGCCCAGCGCCGCCGCCCCCACCGCCGCCGCCGCCACCAGCCCCGCCGCCGCCGGCAGCUACAGCCGCCCCGCCCGUCGUGGCCGUGUGCUACAGCCGAGUGGAGCAAGACACGCAGCUACUGCCGCCCGCGUCGCCGCCGCCGUCGCCGCCUCCCACACCGCCGUCGGCGCCGCCGCCGGCGCCUCAGCCGCCUGCGCCGCCGCCACCUCUGAAGGUCCGGCCGCCGCCGCCGGCGCCUCACGCCGCCUUCCCGCCCGGCUAUGUCGCGCCCCCGCCGCCACCCAUGGACAUAAGCGUGGAGUGCCGCAAGACCAAGAGCGACGUGAUGAUCACCGACGGCGAGGUGUUUCCGUUCGGCCAGUUCCGGGUGGCCACCACGUGCGGCUGCGACACGGCGCCCUACCAGCUGGUGUUCGGCAAGGAUAUCACCUACAACGGAGACGUCUACCACACCUUCCGCCUGCUUCCCAAGCCCUGCAACGAGUCCAUAAAGCUGGGCAAAGCACCCAUCUGCAACCUGACUCGCUAUGAGGUGAACAAGAUUGCAAUCCGGCUCACCAUGGAGUCGGCGCCCUGCUUCAACACCUCGGACUCGCCGCUGCAGUACCUGGACAAGGCCCGCAACUACUACGGCGUGCGCUUUUGGAACCAAUCCAAACCCGACCGCCCCGACAGCUGGCUGCCGUCGCGUGUGGGCAUGACGUUCUCAGAGAAGAGCAUCGAGCUGUACGUGUUUGGUCUCAAGUACGCAUACACGGACGGUUUCUUCAUGAUGCUCCGCUGCCGCUUCCAGCCCAGCUUCGCCGCCAUGUGCAAACGCACCUCCGCCAACAUGUGCCUGUACGCUUUUGUGGACACGCCCGGACACGCCUACGUCAGCAUCUGCAAGGUGCAGGGGCUGGGCUAGCAUGCGUCACGUAAAGCCAGCAGCGGCCGCUGGCUGAGUCAUCCUUUUCCGUUGCGUUGCGUUGCUGGGAACAGCAUCUCUGACGUGUGUGUGUCAAGUAAGUAUACUUGUUUCAUUUCUAUUUAGUAUUUAUGGCUGUGCCUUGAUGGCAGGAUGGCAGGAUGCGUUGUACUGGACAGCCCCGUUGCGACCAACGGCAGCAGGUUGGGGUUCUUGUGAAAGGUAGAGCGUGUCAGUCGCAGGAGUCCAAGACACUAUGUGUACGUGCGACAGCGAGUGCCGUACUGAGCGAUGUUGAUAAACAUCAGCGCGCGGCUCCUGGUCGGUUACAACUGCUCAGGUAGCCUGGCCUGACGAUAUUCCGAUCAAAACUGUUCAUGGCAAACUUGCCAUGAAGUAACCUUCAUCAAAAGGACGCGGGGUACAGCAAGUGUCUGGCAUUGGGAUGAAUCUUGCACUUCCGGACCCGUGUGAUCUGCGUGGUCGCUUUCCCAAUGUGCUGCCGUGACUGAUUUGGCAUCUGCCGUACGGAUCUGGCUCAUCCAGCGGGCACCGACGUGUUGGUGUGGUGCGUGUGCGCUUGCCCAUGGUGUGCUUGCUGAUGAGGGCACCCCGGCAUGCAGAUGCUCUCAAUCCUCUCAUGCGUAAUUGACGGUUGCACCGUUGCAGUGACAGACAGAGGUGGCAUGCCGACCGUUUUUGGUCGCAAGGACGCACAAGGAGUCUGGCAGUUUGCAGUUUGCAGUAGCGUAGGCCGUGAAGGACUGGAUGACAGGGCCAACGGUUGUGCGGGUUUGAGUGGAAAGCUGGGAUUUUCACGCACCGCCGACUCACGCAUCCACCCACGCACCACAGAAGCAGUGAUGUGAUGUCACCAGGAUGGCAUACGCACGGUUGGCAUGGCCCCUGUUACCAUGCAAGAAGAGAUUGGCAGGAAGUCAGGAAGUCGUCAGGCCGCCAUACCGUAUGGGCCGCCUAGCUUGUGGCUUAUGCACGGUAAGGUAGGGUCACAGUGACUGGGGAGGAAGCGGCAAGGGCGAGCCACGCGCCGGGCCACCACGCGGGCGGCGAAGCGGUAAUGUACCGGUUACGGAAGCAGGGCACAGGGAAGCAAGAAGCCAUCAGGAGGCCCUCCCCUGGGUGGUGUUGCAUACAGGCUCAAAAUUGAGGGUCUGCCGGGGGAUGUCACUGCUGUCACAGUGGCCGGGAGCACAGAGUGGCACAGGCCCGCUGCACAGGGUCCAGGGCACGGUCCAGGGGGUCGAGCGUGAGCGUCCUGUCAAGCCGGUAGUGGCCAGGCGCCAGUGCGCCAGCAUGCCUCCUGCCGCAUGACAACUAAAUAAUUAGCUGCGGAUAAGUGUAAGCCUUUGGGUCUACCAGCGCAUUUGAGACGGGCAUAUGCACUAGAGUUGGUGUGAGUUGGCGGCUUUCGGGCGCUACUGCGACCUGCUCUCCACUGCAACACGUUCUUGCUUGAGAAAUGUACAACUCUACAUGUAUUUCGUAUUUCCCGAGCGGGGGG